GGUAGCUCGUCGACCAUUCAAUUUCAUUCAAUCAGUCAUUUCUCAGUUGUCAUUCCUCUCUGUCUUGUUUCUCGUGUCCGUUCGUUACAGUGUUGUUUUGUUUCUAGUUUAAAACUAUGUUUUGUCAUGUCUAAUUUAAUUGGUUUACAUUUUAUUAAUCCUUAAAAUUGUGUCUUAUUUAAUAUUUCACCAGUGAUAAAUAUAAUAAUUGUGAUAACGACGCGAGCUAUAUUAAUAUUCAAUCGAUGCAAUUUAUUAUACCGCUGGUAGUGAAUGAUCCAGGUUGAUCUUGAUCUCUAAAAGUGACUAAAAGCCAACGAGUGCUAUAGUUUAUCGGUUUCUGUUCAAAGUGCAAAUGACAGUGUGGUGAGUUGCCUUAAUGCGGGACUUGGACGUCGAAAUUUAAAGGAACUUCAAUGGAUUUCUAACAGUUGCUUUGCACUGGGGGGAGCCACGCAAGAUGAUGGUGGAAACCAUCCUGGAGUCCUCACAGGACUUUGGCAUGUCGAACGGUUCGUUGCCACAAUGGAAACGCGAGCUGCUGCAGCGGCGCGCGGCACGCUCGCGGCCCGCGCCCUGCGCUGCGCCCGCGCAGCCGCCACCGCCCGCCCCCGCCGACACCAGCACCGACGACGACGAGGAGCUGCGCUACGGGCCCGGCAUCGUCAAGCGGCUCAAGUCGCGCUACCUGAGCCUCGCGCUGCGCGACGCGCCCCGCCGCCGGCCGUCCGUGCUGCGCCGCGCCACCUCGCUCGAGCACCUGCUCGACGAGCGCCCUCCGCCGGCCCCGCGGCCGCCCAGCUCGCGACCCCCGCGACCCGCCUCGGUGGCCGCACCGCCGGCGAUUAUCGGGACAACUCGCCGUGAUUUCGUUAAGCGCGCUCGCUCCGUCGACGCGUUGAGCCGUCUCGAUACUCGGGAAGAACUGCAUCCUCCGUCUCCAUCUCCCCCGCCGCCAUUCGUGACCCAGCCCGCUGCGCCGCCACCGGUGUCGCCGCCGGUUGCACCCCCUCCGCCCUCCCCUCGCCCGCCUCUUUCCCGCUCCGCGCGACCCCCACGUCGCCCGACGCCGCUGCUUCGUGAAACCGAACGACCGCCACCCGAUGUUGUUCGUUCUACCCUGAGAAAAUUCGAGAGCGCACCGACGCGACGAGCGGCACCGGCCGCUAGAGUAUCGGCCGUUCUUCGAGGACUCGAGACCGCUCCGCGCACCUCGACUCCCGAGCCGCGAGACCCGGCCGUCGACUGUCGGUCACCGAGCCCCGCCGUCGGUGACGUAUCGGCCAUAGACGAAACGGAAGGUGCAGCGGUGUCCGCGGAGGCGAGACCCGUGUCGCGCGCAGCCCUCGAGGGCAUCGCACGCGCAGGUUCGUCGAUGCGAUUCUCCUUCGAGAUGCCACACAGAGGAUCACAUCUUCCACCCCUAGCAGCGGCCAAUCCGGUACUCAUAGGACGUGCGAGACGCGUCGGAGUAAUACGUCCCAUGCCCGCCCCGACGCUCUCUCGCGCCACCUCGACACCCACUCCGCCGCCACUGCUCGCCGACGUCGACGAAAAAGUAGCGGAGGUAGCUCCGCGAAUAGCGACCCCGCCGCCUCUGGAGAACGAGCCCGCGCUUUCCGCGCGGCCCGAACGCCGCGAACCGCCACCCUCGGCCGUCGUGGAACCUAUUGUCCGUGCACUGCCGGAGGAGCGCGCAUCUACCGACACCGGUCGCGAAGCGUCUCCGCGCCCGCCUGCGACCCGAGAUGCGACCCCAGAACCCACCGAAACGAGACCAAUAGUGAUCGAAAUAAACAACGUGAAACCCAUUACGAACGGCCACACGGACUCCUGCAAGUCGAAAUCAGAAGGUGCGCUAUCGCGUCUCGGCGGAGCGGGGAUCGAACGUGCAUGGAACGGCACUCCAGAAAAAAAUAGUAGUGGAGAACAAAAAGAAAAGAAAUGCUUGAGUGAAACAAAAAGCGGAGUCCCGUGGGUGCGCGAGGCCGGCGGCGGCGGCGGCAGCCCGCUGGCGGCUCGGCGGCCGCGGGCGCCACCGCCCGCCGCCACCUCCAUCGUGUUCAACUUCUCCAACCGCAAGGAGGUGCCCGACUACAUUGAGAAUGACGGCAUCAUACUCCGCGCUAGCAAGAAGGACAGGAUAAAGGCUGGCGAGCCGGGCGUGGUGGUGCUGGACCCGGCGGCACUGGCGCGCUCCGAUUCGUCCGACGAAGGGGAGGAGGAGGAAUGCGGGCCGCCGUCACCGUGCGGCGUGCGCUUCGUCAACGACAACGUGCUCAUCAACGGCCGCUCCUCCAUGCACCACAAACACAACCGGGAGCGCAUCGGCAAGCUGAAGCUGCAGUUCGACGACUCGUUAACGCGCACGUUCGAGUACCCGUCGGAGACGUCGCUGUGCGAGGACUCGCCCGCCGACGAGCACGCGCCCGCUCCCGCCUCCGCGCCCGCGCCCGCCGCACACAAGCUGCCGCAGCAAGCGCAGCUCGCUGCCAACACGCAUAUAGCGUCGGCGUCCCUGGCGCGGUACACGCCCAGCAAGACGCUGGCCGCCGCCUUCCAGCUGGGCGUCACGCGCCGCGCCGCACACGGCCUCGCCAAUGAUGCAUCGUCAGGAGAGGCUAAGGUGACCAACGGAGCGGAGGCGGAGGCGGCGGCGGCGGCGGGCGACGCGCGGCCGUGCGGCGCGGACGCGGCUCGUUCGUGGAGCGACGCGCGCGCCGCCGCCACCGACCUGCUGUUCUAGCGACCUGCUGCGCACGCGCACGCGCCACCAGGUCUCGCCCUCUCCGCACCGCUGAAGCCGCAAUUUUCAAGUGAAACUCUACAUUUUCGAAAGCAUUUACACGACCAGAUGUAUUUUUGAUAGCCUGCCGUAUUACCGUAUGUAUGUAUGUAUUAGGCCGGAGCGUACUUGUGAACCUGUUUAGAUUACGGUAGUCGCUCCUCGUGCUCACUGCCAUGUAAACGUAUAUUUAGACAUGUUAAGUGCUGUAAUGAAACAAUGCUCAACUACUGUCCACUCACAUCGGAACAGGGGUUUUCAAAGUGGCGGGGCCAUUGACCCGCGCGCCCCGUUUGUCUGCGUACGCCCCAGAUUGACAUAACAGCAACGUAACUCUUAUAUUUGAUCAUGUGACCACGUAAUAUAUUUUUAUUACAUCUAUUAUGAAAUUGUUGACUGUAAAAGUCAAUCGGAUGGCUCUAAAAUUAAGAUAAAAACGUUUAUAUAAUUUAUUAGUGCAAAUAAAUUAAUAUAUUUAUAUAUUUUUAAUUGACUGAGUAUGUAAUACUCGAAAAUAUUAAUUGUGACGAGGAGGGCAUGAAAUGCUUUGUUUUAAGGCUUUUUUUUUAUCAGGGGCCCGAUAGGCUAAACUUUGAGAACCCUUGCAUAGGAAGGGUGGAGUGGUCGGGAACGCGUUUCCCCCUGUAUUGGAUAUAUGUGGGACUGAGUGACGAACUCGACUGACUAGCAGGUAGGUAGCGGGUUAAGGUUUUGAUACUUUUAAUGACGAUUUAUAUGGAAUAUUAAUGCAAACUUGACAAAUGUCGCGGCAGACACGCCACUGUGACUGGUGACUGCCACUAUAUACUGUAAACUCAUUCCUAUUGUAUCAUUCCUAGUUGUCUAUGAUAUGUUACCGUUGAGAUUGCACUAGGAAAUAAAGAAGCUGAAUGUUCAAUGAAAUUCAAUGGUACUGCUCAUGUGUAUAGGCGACGGUUAUCACUUUCCAUCAGGUGGGCCGUCAGCUUGUUUGCCAUUCUAAGUAGUAUAAAAAAAAACGUGCAAUUAUUCGACAAAUGUUUUUUUUUUUUAAUGGAUGAUAAUGAAAUGAUAACCCCGCCUGCGCUAUCAGUAUACGUUGACGGGGCACCAGUGAGGGGUGAUAGGUGAGGGUGAAGCCGGUCAGUUAGCCCAUCGUAACAAAUUCGUCAAUAUAUCAAUGGUUUCCAGGAGGAACCGCGAGGAGGUCGACCUGACAGGGUAUAUUGCUAGUAAUAGGGGUGCUAAUCCCCAUUACUAACAAUCCCUUUUCCCCCUCGUCAAAUGUUACAGUAGGUAUCUAUUGACAUAAUAUUGUUUAAGUGGCCAUUUGAAGCGUGCUGGACACAGCGGCCAACAAUCAAAGACGUGGCCUUAACAGACUUUUUAAACCUUCUUUGCAUAACGGUGGAAAUUUCCAUCAUAACAUUGAAUGCCCAAAAAUUAUAUAAAAGAACAUGUUCACUUUAAGUAGAUCGUGUUUGGAUGUCUUUUUAAUGUCCAUUGUAUAAAAAAAAAACAUAGCUGUCAAAUUUAUUUUUUUAACCAUUUUUCGUUUCAUUUUGAACAUGAAUUAUAUCACCUUGAUUUAUUUCACCAAUAAAAAAAAUCAUGCAAAGAAGCGUUAAUAAAUAAUUACGUAUACUGUGACGCCGAUAGUCUCUUGUCGUGUACCGUCGCUCCCAAGCGGUGACAAUUACUUAACAGCACUCCGCCACACAGCACACACUCAGUUGUAACUUCCUGGUGCAAUCUUAACCGGAAAAGUCUGUAAAGGACAAAAUGUCCGUUGAUUUUGUCUACGAACAGAGUUGCCUUUAUUGCUGACAAUUUUAUACAUGUAAAUAUAAAUGGUUAGCACUCCAGUAGGUAUAAGAAAGUAGCGACCGAUCGACGGAACUCGCGGGCGUAACAUAUACUGUAAGAAUGGAUAAUAUAUAGUUACAAUAUCUAUACAUAUAUUGGCCCAAUAACAGAUAUAUUACAUAUCGGUUAUCGAAUAUACAUGGAGAAGAACCUAUUUAUAAUGAAUAAUAGACUGUAUUGUACAGUGCCAAGUUGAAAUGUUUGCUCGGCGAAUAUACUAGUCCGCAUACGUGUCGCCGCGUCCACAUUACCGUAUCAGCAGGUUGGUAGCAGAAUGCAACAUUCUGCACAAAUACCACCACGCGGCGACACGUGUGUGUAGACGCUGCAGUUAAAGUUAAAAUUUCAAUUUGACAUUACAGUGAAAUAAUUGUGUUAAAAAAACAGUAUAAAUUAAAUUUUUUAAUACAACUGUAUCGGAACUUUUCUACAAUCGAUUGUCUAUGGUCCACAGCGUAAUAGUUUUGGUAAACAAUUAAAAAUGUAAUUUUAGAGAUAAGGUUUUAACAAAGGUAUUCGUACCGCAGCAUCGACCCCACUGUUUGUUAAUUCGUCUGUCCAUAUUAAACAAUAUCCAAUUUGAAACUGACCCACAAUGCACGUUAGACUUUGUUAAUAAGGACAGGCGAGUUGUGCCUUGCGUGCGUGCGUCCGGCGGCACUAGUGUCCGAGCCACGAACUGUCCGGUCCAUCGCCUCACUACUAACUGUUUGUACUAACCCGACGCUCAGUUAUUCCAAAUGACAUUAGAAAUAAGUUAUUAAUAUUAAAAAAAAUACUCAUUUUUAUAUAUUAAGAAAAAAUCAAGUUAUAUGCUUAAGCCCAGAAAAGAAGCAGGCACAAAAUUAUUGCAAGAAUAUGGGAAUAUACGGAGAAUUAAUAUUUGACAUAAAAUUUGUUUACUUAAACUUGUACACCUAUAAAUUUGAAAUAUACAAGUACUGUCCCACAGUAACAACAUGGCAGUUCUCUCACAGUACAAAUUAAAAUUUGCCUUUUUAACCCUUCUUUGUACAAUGAUAGAAAUUUCCAUCAUAACAUUUAAUGCCCAAAAAUUAUAUAAAAAAACCAAUUCACUUUAAGUUGAUCGUGUCUGGAUAUGUUUUUAAUGUCCAUUGCAUAAAUAAAAAAAAAUCAUAGCUGUCAAAUUUUUUUUUUUAAUAAUUAUUCCUUUAAUUUUAAAUAUGAAUUAUAUCACCUUGAUUUAUUUCACCAAUAGAAAAAAUCAUGCAAAGAAAGGUUAAAUACUGUUACAUAUAUAGUUAAGUUAGUAAAAACUAAUAUUAUUAAUAAUUACUUAAGUCCAUGCAAGCUAGUACUCACUUGUUAUAAGGUACUUUUUCAAUUGAAGCAGGUACUGUGUGUGUGUACAAGUAUAAAUCGUGUCUGCUGUACCGUGCCGUGCCAUACCGAUGUCGUGCUGCGGUUAACUAUAUAAACUGCCAUACACUCAAUACAAGUUACAAACAUUCCAAUUGCAAUUUGACACAAUUUAUACAGGAAUUAGAAUCAUAAAAUGGCUAAUGUUUUUUGUUGCAUUUACUCUUUUACUUCAGUAAAUAAUUAUUUACUGAAAGUAUGUAUUUUUUUUUAUGGGUGAUAAUAGAAUGGUUACCUCGCCAGCGCUAUCGGUAUACGCUGGCGGGGCACCAGUGAUAGAUGACUGAUGAAGAUGAAAGCAGGUCAGUUAGCCCAUCGUGACGAAUUUCACAAGAAUUAACCGCUAUGGUUUCCAGGGGGGACCAUGUGGAGGUCGACCUGAUAUAUAUAAUUUUUAAUUAACAAUAUUGAAUGUAUGAAUGUUGCUAAAAUUGAUCGACCGGACAGUUCGCGGUGAGGGUGCCGCCGCGGGCAGACGCUAGCUUCAUAACUUGCUGCGUUUUUUCUUAUAUUAUGGAGCCAAAGCUUGAAGGGGUCGGCAGCCAGCCGCGGCGCUGGUUCGCAUUUACUUUACACUAGGUUAGUUAACGUAGUUACAGUUAGUUACGGAGCUGAUUCGUUCAGGCACGCUGUAAGAGUGUCAUAUUAUAAUAUCGUUUGUAUGUAACGCUGCACGCACACAUACGGACAAACACCUAAUUAUUAUUAGAGAGGAGUGCUAUACGACAUCCUCGAACACUGACGUAUACAACAUAGAUUUUAAUGCAACAACUGCCGGUUUAACAUGGCUGUGUUUCAGUUUGUAAGGAUGGGAUAUGGCGUUUACUGGGUACGGAGGAAUAACAUUUGACUCCUCAGGAAUGGCAACGCAUGGGGGGUAUCAUGGGCGAAACGGUAUACUCUGUUAUGUCCAUGGUACUGCUCAUGUCUAAGGCGACGGUUACCACUUUCCAUCAGGCGGGCCGUCAGCUUGUUUGCCAUUCUAAGUUGUAUAAAAAAAAAACGUAAUUUGGUCGAGAAUUAAUGGAACUUAUAAUAAUAAAAAUACCAAUGUUUUUUUUUAUUUAUUUUCAAAGUAUUUGCUGUAUUGACAUUUGCCAAAAUAAAUAGUUUAACUAAAAUUGUUUGCCACGAACUAUACAUACGUUGUUAUUAUGACGAAAUAGUUUUUUUUUCUACUUUUUAUAAGAUUUACGCCAUAGACGGCGCAUGUACUUGUGAUAUACUGUAAUACGAUGGUGUGGUGCGUGUGUGUGCGUGCCGCGACGGCCGCCCGGCCAACACUUGCCAAUGCCUAGUUUGUAUUGUACGUACUUAUGCAUAUUUUGACAUUAUGUUAGUUUAUUAUUAUUAGUAUCCGAUUUAUAAUUAUUAAAAUUAAUUACCUGUUAUUAUUGUCAUCGUGUGGUACGCGGGCUGCGAGUCGGACGCGCUGAUCUCUCCGCUCAGAAUUCACUUGUUAUUUGCUCAAUAAAUAUGUAAUGACAUACGAUUUAUAUAUUAUAUAAAUUUAUAUAUAAUAUUGUAUGUAUUGUUUGGAAAUUAUUAAAGAUGGGAACAGCUUAGCGGCGGAGCGUAGCCGACGGCAGCCGGCGACGUGGCGCCGCCUCGCAGGGCUUAGUCAUUGCGCUGCGUGAUCACAUAAACAUAGCAUUAUGUAACCUAGUUGUAUUGAUGCUACAGUGGCAAUAAAAUAUAUUGAAUCGUAACCAAA
Molecule: messenger RNA, 7724 nt
Organism: Galleria mellonella (greater wax moth)
Lineage: Eukaryota; Metazoa; Arthropoda; Insecta; Lepidoptera; Pyralidae
Gene: bif
Product: serine/arginine repetitive matrix protein 1
Exons: 8
Coding region: 461-2746 (761 amino acids)
Biological process (GO): neuronal signal transduction; chemotaxis
Cellular component (GO): rough endoplasmic reticulum membrane; nuclear membrane
Molecular function (GO): microtubule binding
Source: RefSeq, a predicted model, not a curated record